AUGUUGCUAGUGAAAGAGUGUGAGGAAAAGACUAAAGAACUAGAGCAGCUGAACUCUUCCUUCGCUACCUCGAGAAAGGAAUUCGAAUCGCUACAACAGGAGCUUGCAUCUACAAAAGCAGAGUUGGCAGCUGCCAAUGAAAGACUCGCUGAAGCAGCUGAGGCAAAACGGGCGAAAGUAACUUUGUCACGAAUUCGUGAAGAGAAAGCCGUGGCGGACGAGAAAUUUCAAAAGGCUAUUGCUGAGAAAGCCGCAAUCGAAAAACAGCUGCAGGAAAAUGAUAGCAAGAAGAAUGAAACUUUGGCUGCACUGCAGAACGUAACCCAUCUGUUAACAUCUGCUAUGUACGACCUGGAGGAUUUUCUCUUACAGGCAAAGAACACAUUAGCCAUAUUCGAGAAUGAGAAAGCCUUGUUGAGAAGCGAAGUGGACCAGUUGAAAGUACAGCUGGAGACGAUGGAAUUGAAGCAUUCUGAAGAAAUCUCUGGAAAUCAAAAG
This is a messenger RNA of Cylicostephanus goldi, 498 nucleotides long. Lineage: Eukaryota; Metazoa; Nematoda; Chromadorea; Rhabditida; Strongylidae. The record is from the annotation of a GenBank genome assembly.